AUGCCAAUUUACUUGCUUGAAAGGAUGAAGAAGAGAAAUUUUAAAUCCAAGAAUAGACUCAGCAAAUAUUCUCAGCACAGCGCUCUAGUUGAAUCAGAAAGUAUAGAGGACAGAAAAACAGCUUUGAAGGAACAAGCUAUAUUGUUGCAAGGGAUUUUCGAUAAGUUAACUACUGAGACUAACGAAGAUAUGAUCAUGAAGAUGCUAGAAUAUAACAUCGAAUUACCCGAGGAAGAAUCAGCGAAUAUUUUAGAAUUAUGCAUUUAUGGCAUGGCUUUUGGUGCAGAAUUGAUUUGUCCUCGUUGUCGCAGUGGUACCUUUUACGAUUAUGUUAAUCGUGGAAAAACGCAGUAUAAAGCAUGCAAUCACCCAGCCUGCAAUCACAAGGUCAAGAGAGUAGACAAAAAGUCAUGGAAGGUUCCUGAUGAUGCAAAAGCUCGAUCACCAUUUUUGUAUGAUCAUGUUUCUAUCGUUGCAAUGAAAUUUCAAUUUCGUAGUAGUAACUUUAGCAGCCUUAUUUAUGAUAUCAUUUAUUUGAGAGAAUUUACAUUUGUACCACAUAAACGGAUACCAACCGAAGUUCUAAAAGGACAUCAGGUUCUUUCAACACAAGGCAAUGAAUUAUGCAGGGAGAAACUUUUAUAUAUCAAGCCGUUGGGUGAUAUUCAAAUCAGUAUUAUCGGGAAUCUUAAACGAGACAAGUUGACCGCAAUAGAGCAGUUAGAAUACUUGGGAGCUUCCAUUCAUACAAAGAUCUCAAGUUACAUCGAUCUCUGUAUUUGUUCUCUUGCGGAAUUAGAAUCAAAUCAUAAUGAAUGGACGGAAAUGAAAAAUUUUAAGUUGCCUAUUGUAGCUGAGGAAUUUAUCGAUAGCUUUGGAAAAAGCAACAGACAAGAUCUUAAUACCCUUAUCUUAAAAUAUAAUAUAGCUGAUUGGAUUAGUAAAAAGGAUAUAAAAAUUGCGAAUCGACGUUAUGGGUACUAUUCCACUAAAGUCUUUAGAUCGUCAGAAAAUCCAAUCACGGAUUCUCUGAAAGGUCUGCAUAAAAAAUUUUGUGUUUUAGAAGAAUCUGGUAAUCUAUAUAGUACUGUAGUAGAACAUAAUGAUGAUGGACAAUUACCAGCCCUAACAAAGUUGCAAGCCCUGGCUCAUCUUACUUCCGAUAUGUUCUGUGUUGUUAUCAUUGAUAAUGAUGAAGGCAGCCUUGAUGAAAAUUUUUAUCGGUUUGAAGUUCAGCACUUCUAUACUAAAGAAGAGGCGAAGCUAGCAUUUCAGUUGGAAUACUAUGGUCUUACAGGCAAUCGUUUUGGAAAAGAUGUUGAAUUCAAGCUGAAAAUAGACCGUGGAUUUCCUACAGGGAUUUGUUCAUGGGGUUUUAAGGAUUCAGAGGCUAUGAAAUUGCAACAACUGCUUUACUACAGUCCCUCUGAACGUAUUAAAGGACCUAUUCAUAAACUCUUACAGCUCCUUUUUGAUGUGAAAGCUAUGCAAUUUUCUAUCGUUCAAUCCGAGAUCGAUGCCGAAAGAUUAAAAUUGAAAGAUUUGACAGCUGAUAGACUGGUAGAGGCCUCAAAGUUGCUUGAUGAAAUCGCAGAGGUUCUGGAUCAUGAUAGCUAUGUAUUUAACAUGAUCAAAGCGUACGCGAGAAAUGGUUUUCGAUAUCCAGUGAAUAAAUACUAUUCAAUCUCCGUUGAGGAGGUAUUCAAAAUAAACAGCAAAAGAGACGAUGAAAAAUUCAAAGCUAUUAAUAAUACGGAUAACAGAAUGUUACUAUGGCAUGGAUUUCGAACUAUUAACUACGCUCAGAUAUUAUCGCAAGGAAUAAAACCAGUACCUGAGAAACUUGAUGGAACUACUGCUCUGUGCCUUAUUCGUGAUUCAAAAUUUAAGACUAAAAAUACAAUCAUUUCUACUUUCUGUUUAGAUAUCAUGUGGGAGAGCGCGAGCCGAUGUGAAACUACAGCCAGUAACCCUGUCGGAUUAUUAUUACUCUGUGAGGUCGCUUUAGGUAAAAUGCAUAAAAUGAAUAUAGAAUCUUGCAAACUUAAUCAGAAACCCAAACUACCUGAAGGAACUGACAGCUUUAAAGCGGUAGGUGGUUACGGACCAGAUCCAGCCGGAAACAAAAUAAUAGAUGAUGGUAUUACAGUUCCCUUAGGCAAGAUAAUUCCAAUUAAAGCCUAUUCUCCAAUUUCCAGCAGACGAAAAAUUUCUUUAUGUUAUUGUGCAAGUUGUUGUGAAAGUAUCAUGAGUAAAGUUGGAAGUAAUAACAACGACUGA
This is a messenger RNA of Trichoplax adhaerens, 2280 nucleotides long. RefSeq lists its product as uncharacterized. Gene Ontology annotation, molecular function: NAD+ poly-ADP-ribosyltransferase activity. Bases 1 to 2280 code for a protein of 759 amino acids. The transcript is spliced from 24 exons. The record is from RefSeq and is a predicted model, not a curated record. Lineage: Eukaryota; Metazoa; Placozoa; Uniplacotomia; Trichoplacea; Trichoplacidae.